This is a messenger RNA of Nilaparvata lugens (brown planthopper), 1206 nucleotides long. RefSeq names its product protein CREG1 (gene CREG). Bases 256 to 921 code for a protein of 221 amino acids. The record is from RefSeq and is a predicted model, not a curated record. The transcript is spliced from 7 exons. Lineage: Eukaryota; Metazoa; Arthropoda; Insecta; Hemiptera; Delphacidae.
CCCUGGAAAGUUUUCAACUUGCUAUUGCUUCUUGCUACUGACAAUGACAAUCAAUUUUAAGCGUCAUUAUUGAUCAUUGUAAUUGUAAUAACAAUUAUCUUUUGUGUUUAUAGUCUUUUUUUGUUUUUGUAUUUUCUAAACAUUGUGUAAUAGCAAAGACAAAAAUUAUCUGUGAAAAUAGAUUUUCUUUUCUCACAUGAUUCCUUUUAGGAAUCCUUGGAGCCUUUUUUAUCCAUGUUUUAGAUAUAAACGAAAAUGCUGUAUCUACUUUCAUUCGUGCUUCUAGUUAAUGCUGGAGUGCAAGCAAAUACUCCAUUUAUCAUUAGCAGCAUAGACCAUGAUGACAUUCCUCCUCCACCACCUGUAGACAAAGCUGCUCAGUAUGCCCGAUACAUCGUUCGAAAUUCUGAUUGGUGCUCUUUGUCACAUGUAUCACAUCAGGAUGACGUCACUAAGGGUUACCCAGUAUCCAGAGUUUACUCUUUUUCCGAUGGACCUUUCAGCAACAGCAGUGGAAUUCCUUAUAUCUACACGACAUUUGAAGAUGGAGGAGCCAGAGAUUUGAAGACUGACGUGAGAAGUUCCAUCACCGUAUCGCUUGCUCAAGGAGCAUUCUGUGAUGUUAGAAAUCUGGAUCCCGAAGAUCCAAGAUGUCCUCAGGUGAUCUUGACUGGCGAUUUCGAGUUUCUUGAGAAAGACUCAGACGAAUGGAAAUUUGGACAAAAUGCUCUUUUUGAGAAACAUCCUGCUAUGAAAACUUGGCCAAAAAGCCACAAAUGGAUGGUUAGCAAACUCAACAUUAAAUUCAUAGAGCUUGUAGAUAAUGUCGGAGGGGGUAAAUACCCAACCGUUCAGGAAUAUUUCAAUGCCUCACCGGAGCAUCCUUCAGCCUACCACAACAAAAUACCUCUAACUGAUUAAUCGAUAAUUUUUCUCUCUUAUUCCUCGUCGCACGUACAACUAUACAAUUUAACUGUGAUCAAAUAACGUCAUCUAACUGAACUAACGCCACGAGAACCAACGAACGAAUCUAAUGACCAUGACGUCAUUAAUCGACGGUUAAAUUUGAUAGGCGUACGUAAAACCGGACCUUAUUUUUAAAUUGUAGUGUUUAUCGAGUACGGUAAUGUUAUUGUUAACUGUUAUGCUAUGAAUUUUAAGAGGCCAUAGUUAUAGCUCAUAAAUAGUUAUGUUUGUUUCAUUAUC